Amblyraja radiata (thorny skate) is the source of this 753-nucleotide messenger RNA. Its product is annotated as E3 ubiquitin-protein ligase TRIM39-like. Bases 1 to 753 code for a protein of 250 amino acids. Gene Ontology annotation, molecular function: protein binding. Lineage: Eukaryota; Metazoa; Chordata; Chondrichthyes; Rajiformes; Rajidae. The transcript is spliced from 5 exons. The record is from RefSeq and is a predicted model, not a curated record.
AUGGAGCAGCAACAGAAAGAGAAGAUUUCUGUUGUUCAGGAGGCAGCUGGUGGGAGAAGGAGGGUUAGUGAAGCCCGUACAUUGUCAGUGACAGAUGGUGCCUUGCCGAUUGAAAAGAUUCAUCACCACUUUGUGUUGAACACGUUGUGGAGAGAAACUUGUGCCAUUCAGCGAGUCUCCGUCACCCUGGAUGUGGAAACAGCGCAUGCGCGGCUCGAGGUGUCUGAGGAUCGGAAGAGGCUGAGACUGACCGGGACAGAGAGGCGUCUCCCUGACACAGGGAAGAGGUUUACAGUCUGGCCGUGUGUGCUGGGAUCGGAGGGAUUCACAUCGGGGAAACAUUACUGGGAGGUGGAGGUGGCGGGGAGUCGGAACUGGAGUCUGGGAGUCGCCGCAGAGUCUGUGGACAGGAAGAGACCGACCACACCGAGCCCGGAGAUUGGAGUCUGGAUCAUAACGCGGUUGGAUGACGUGUUUGUUGCAUUCACCUCCCCUCCAUCCCGUCACCCCGCCCGUCCCAUCCCCGGGAGGGUGGGAGUUUAUCUCAGUUACGAGUCCGGGACAGUUUCAUUUUACGACGCGGACACCAAGUCCCAUCUCCACACAUUCACUGGGAAUAAAUUCACGGAGAAACUUUAUCCUUACUUCUGGCCUUGUGAUGUAAACCAGUGGCUGAGAAUCUGCUCCGGUUCCGCUCCGGGUGUUGUGGUGACAGUGCAGAGAGCAGACAGAGACCGUGACCACACUCUUUGA